AUGGAUCCUUUACGAUAUUCGAAGUCGUACAGAGUAAACAAUGAGAACAAGUUGGAAUUUGGACUUUCGUUAGUACGAGUACGUUCGUGGGUCCACAGAUUCAUCAAUAACUGCCGUAGAUCAAGGGAAGAACGCACUCAUGGAGAACUCACAGCAGACGAGGUACGCAGCACAGAAGAAAAAAUUAUUAAAAAAGCACAGUACGAAAGUUAUCCUGACGAGAUCGAAGCUUUGAAGCAAAACAGAAAUCUACCAAAAAAGAGCUCUAUCCUUACGUUUACACCGAUAUUAAUGGACGGACU
Messenger RNA from Paramuricea clavata, 302 nucleotides. The record is from the annotation of a GenBank genome assembly. Lineage: Eukaryota; Metazoa; Cnidaria; Anthozoa; Malacalcyonacea; Plexauridae.